Euleptes europaea (tarantolino) is the source of this 1453-nucleotide messenger RNA. RefSeq names its product tRNA methyltransferase 13 homolog (gene TRMT13). Gene Ontology annotation, biological process: tRNA methylation. The record is from RefSeq and is a predicted model, not a curated record. NCBI's taxonomy places the organism in Eukaryota, Metazoa, Chordata, Lepidosauria, Squamata, Sphaerodactylidae. The transcript is spliced from 11 exons. Bases 1 to 1410 code for a protein of 469 amino acids.
AUGGCGGACGGGCCCGGCGCGCCGGUGGCCUCUCGGCCUGGCCGGUGUGCUUAUUUCGUGGCGCGGAAAAGGCGCUUCUGCAAGAUGGUGCCGGCGUCCGGGAGGCGCUUUUGUGGGGAGCACGCCGCCCAGGAGGAAGAAAACGGCAGGAAAAGAAUUCCGUGCCCUCUGGAUUCAAAACACACUGUAUAUGAAGAUCAGCUACAAAAACACUUGAGAAAAUGUAAUUCAAGAGAGAAGCCAAAGCCUGUCUACUUUGCUAAAGAUAUUAAUGCAGGUUUGAAAGAAGCAACAGAUUUGCCUGAGGAAAAGCAGGUUUCUAUUUCUGCUCUCUCUAAAGAAGAGUUAGAGGACUUAAUUAGAAAGCUGAAAAGAGCAAGUAAUGGUAUAAAAUCUGUUCUUGAAGACCAAAUCUGUUCUCACCAGGCCUUACAGGAAGCCUUAAAUGACCCCAGAAAUGGAGGUUCUGCUUUUAAGCAUUUGAAACAGCAGGCUUCUAUAUUAGGUAUCAUGGAAAGAUUAAAUCUGCUUGGACCAAAGAGAUGUUUUGUUGAAUUUGGAGCUGGACGAGGAAAGCUGUCUCACUGGGUUGAUAUAGCCUUACAAGAUGCUAAAGAUGUUCACUUCCUUCUUGUUGAAAGAGCAACUACCAGAUUUAAGGUAGAUGGGAAGCACAGAAAAAACAGCUUUGAAAGACUUCAAGUUGAUAUACAGCACUUGUGCUUAAAUAAGGUACCAGUUCUUGUGAAAGAGAAACUACCUACAAUAGGCAUUGGAAAGCAUGUAUGUGGCUCUGCAACAGAUCUUGCUCUGAGAUGUUUGGUUGAAACCUAUGCAAACCUCCGUGAUGAUAAUGGAAGGGAAAGUCCAGCUGCUAAACGCUGGAAGAGUGAUGGAACCAGCAGACCUGAUAGUUCUCCCAGUGAAUCAUGUAGCAAGUCUGUAGCUGAGAACUGGAGCCCUGUGGCUGGCAUUGUUAUUGCACUGUGUUGCCAUCACAGGUGCGACUGGAAGCAUUACGUGGGACGAGAGUUUUUUGCCACGGUAGGGCUUGGGGCAACAGAAUUCAAUUAUUUUAAAAGAAUUACAAGCUGGGCCACUUGUGGCAUGAGAGAAAGUGGUCCCCAAACCUCUACAAUUGAAACGGAGAGUGAGGCUGAAGAACAUGACCUGCAUGACAGAAGCAUGGAGUGCAGUUCAGAUAGUCUACAAGGGCUGCUGACCACUGAGGAACGAAAGCAAAUAGGUCACCUAUGUAAACUGUUGAUAGAUCAUGGCCGGAUUGAAUAUUUACAGCGAAGAGGGUAUGAUGCUGUCUUGCAGUACUACACAGAGCCCAGUGUGUCCUUAGAAAAUGUGCUAUUGACAGCAGUACCAUAUCAGUCUUCAUUACCUCAUUCAACUUCUUAAAGGAAGAGAGGAUUUUGGAGUGGCUGGACAUGCGCUGUGUAGA